This is a messenger RNA of Microdochium trichocladiopsis, 312 nucleotides long. RefSeq lists its product as uncharacterized. The transcript has 5 exons. Bases 1 to 312 code for a protein of 103 amino acids. NCBI's taxonomy places the organism in Eukaryota, Fungi, Ascomycota, Sordariomycetes, Xylariales, Microdochiaceae. The record is from RefSeq and is a predicted model, not a curated record.
AUGGUGUGCGACGUUUUAGGACUUUGUUUGGCCUUGUAUGUCAAAGCAUACGCCGAGACUCUCAAACUUUCAGGGCCAAGAUUCCUCUAUCAGCCGCCAAUUGAUGCUAUCAAGCACACUGGCCCCUAUGUCAUUGCUGGGAGUCUCAGACCAAAUGACGUAGCUCAUGUCACGGCCACUGUAGGCCUUCUUAAAAUUGGAUCUGCCGAGGGGAUACGACAUUCCACUGCUCUUGAGGUGGGCUCUGUCUGCGUGGGAGGACUGGAGCUCGAGGUCGGCAUGGUUACUACGACGGGUUUCGAUAAGGUGUAG